AUGACUAACUUUAUACAGACAUUUUUUAUUUCUGAUCCUUCUGAGACGAGGCUAGAACAAUUUCACAACAAUUUAGGAAGGAGAAAUAAAGGUGGCAAAAAUAAUGCCAAGCAAUGGCGCACUGUCCACCUAUUUGGUAAAAGUCGUCGCCCGAAAGAAUCGGCUGUUGUUAUCGAUCAAACUGAUACGACUGGAUAUUUAAGAUCACACAGCGGCGUUACUACCAAGACUAUUUUAACUGAAGAAAAGUUUCCUGACAAUACUAUUGUCACUUCUAGGUAUACUAUUUGGAAUUUUAUACCAAAAAAUCUUUUCGAACAAUUUGGCCGAAUCGCAAACUUUUACUUUCUUUGCAUUGCCGUAGUGCAGCUUUCAUUAAGAAAUUCCCCUGUUAGUCCAGUAACCAGCGUAGCACCAUUACUCUUCGUCGUUACCAUCACUGCUAUUAAACAGGCCUACGAAGAUUGGUUAAGACAUAAAUCUGAUAACAAAGUCAAUAAUCGAUCAAUCGAAGUUGUUCGUGAUGGCACUCUGAAAGGCGUUCCAUCACGAAAUGUUGCUGUGGGAGAUGUAGUUCGAGUUUCUAACGAACAAGAACUACCUUGCGACCUUGUACUCUUAUCUUCAAGCGAAGUGGAUGGCAGUUGUUACAUCAUGACCAUGAACCUCGAUGGCGAAACAAAUUUAAAGCCACGAUUAGCAUUAUCAGAUACUGUAGCAUGGCGAAGCUGUGAAGAUAUAACUUCUUCAUCACUCGAUAUUGAUGUAGACUGCCAACUCCCGACACCUGAUCUCUACAAAUCGCUAUGCUCGGAUAAUUUACUACUACGUGGUGCGCGGUUGCGAAACACUGAUUAUAUUUUUGGAAUGGCGGUGUAUACGGGUGUUGAUACUAAGGUUGCUCUAAACCAACAGCAAAAGAAACACAAAUUUUCAGCUGUUGAAAAAGCAUUGAAUAAAUUCUUGGCCGUCUUUAUGGUUUUGCUAGUUAUUCAAGUAAUAUUCUGUGGUAUUGCUAGUACUGUAUGGCAAAGACUAGAAUUGCCAGCAUAUAUGGGCAUAUCUCGCGCGACAGAAGCUUCUGGAAUAAUCAACAUUUUCCUCUCAUUUUUAGUCUUAUUUAAUUAUAUUAUACCAAUUUCACUUUAUGUCACAAUUGGAAGAUUUCUAUCUUCAGAAUUACAGAAAUUUUUCGGAGCCAUGUUUAUUGGCUGGGAUAUAAAAAUGUACGAUUCGAAAAUGGAUGAAGUUGCAAAAGCAAAUACUUCAGAUUUAAAUGAAGAACUUGGACAGAUUGAAUACUUGUUUAGCGACAAGACAGGAACUCUAACACAGAAUGAUAUGCAAUUUCGGCAGUGUUCAAUAUAUGGAAAACGAUAUAAGGAAAUUGAUGGCAACUUGCAGCUUUUAUUGGAUCAAAACUAUGAAAGUUUGGAAGAUUCAUCGGAUUCACUGCAGCAAUUUCUCAUUGCUCUAGCAGUGUGUCACACUGUCAAAACAGAACAUGAAGCUUCAACAGAUAGUAUUGUAUAUCAGGCUUCAUCACCGGAUGAAAAAGCUCUCGUUGAAGCCGCUUCAAAAUUUGGUGUUAGCUUUCGUGAUUGUGUUGAUAACGCUCAUGUCGUUUUGGUACAUGGGAAAUUACAAAGGUUCAAAAUUUUACACGUUCUUGAGUUUGAUUCUGAUCGUAAAAGAAUGAGCGUUAUCGUCAAAGAUCCAUCGGGUAAUACUAUUUUGAUUUGCAAGGGCGCUGAAUCUUCUGUAUUAAGUCGGGCGAAAGAUGGCGCUAUUACUCACACUAAUAACGACGUAAACUAUUACGCAAAGCAUGGAUUAAGGACCCUUGUUAUUGCCUUUCGUCGGUUGUCAGUUGCAGAUUAUGAAAUGAUGAAUGAAAAGCUUCAUGAAGCUAAAACCGCUAUUGGCGAUAGAGAUGCAAAGCUUGCUAGUGCAUAUGAUUAUGUUGAGAGAGAUUUAACAAUUAUUGGAGCAACGGCUGUGGAAGAUAAGCUACAGGAAUGCGUUACUGAAACCCUAGAGUCGUUACGCGAAGCUGGAAUUAAGGUGUGGGUUCUGACCGGUGACAAACAGGAAACUGCUGUUAAUAUUAGCCAUUCCUGUGGACACUUUAGUACUGGCAUGGAAAUCAUGACUGUAAAUGCUAACAAUAACGUGGAAUGCUCGUCACUAUUGCAAGAUGUCAAAGUCAAAAUUGAUGGAAGCCCAGGUGGAACUAAGUUCGCACUUGUUAUUAACGGAAUGAGUCUAUCAUUUGCGUUGAGCAGUUGUCAAGAUCUACUGCUUAGUGUUACGAAACAUUGCGAAGCUGUAUUAUGCUGUCGUAUGUCACCGCUACAGAAAGCUAAAAUUGUACGAAUGGUAAAAGAAAAUGGCCAUCACCCAACAACGCUUGCUAUUGGUGAUGGAGCGAACGAUUGUAGUAUGAUCCAGGAAGCUCAUGUCGGAGUUGGUAUCAUGGGUAAAGAAGGCCGUCAAGCUACGCAAUGCAGCGAUUAUGCAAUCGCCAAGUUUAAAUACUUAAAGCGUUUAUUACUUGUUCAUGGUCACUGGUACUAUAUUCGUAUCGCAACCUUAGUUCAAUACUUUUUCUAUAAAAACGCCGCGUUCAUAACUCCAGAAUUUUAUUUCGCAUUCUUUUCCGGAUUUUCAGCGCAGUCGAUGUACGACAGUAUUUUCCUCAUGUUUUUCAACCUGGCUUUUACGUCGCUACCUAUCCUAAUCUUUGGAGUAUUUGAACAAGAUUUCAAUGAACAUCAUCUAUUGCGGAAUCCUUCGUUAUAUAAAAUGCUUGCCAGGAAUAAAUAUAUGACUAUGAAGGAAUUUGCUUGUUGGGUUCUUCUAGGCUAUUGGCAUUCAUUAGUCUUCUUUUUCGGUGUCUACUUUUUAUUUGCUGAACAAGAAGGUGUUUUAUCGGCAGAUGGCAAGACAUUUGAUCUUUGGUGUUUUGGAACAAUGAUUUAUACAAUGACUGUGGUAGUCACCAAUCUGAAGCUUGCUUUGCACACUGAACAUUGGACAUGGGUUAAUCACUUUGCUAUAUGGAUAUCCAUUUUGUCUUAUUAUUUAUUUACGCUAUUUUAUUGCGGAAUUUAUUGGCCAACUUUCCGCAAUGGUAGUUCUGAUUUAUUUUGGAUAUUUCUAAAGUUGGUAGCUACGCCUGCAGUUUGGUUUAAGACAUUUUUACUAAUUCUUGUUAGUCUUCUGCCAGAUAUUAUUUUACGUAUUUAUUCCACGGAAAAGGUAAAGAUUUUGAAUUUAAGUCUUGAAAAAAUGGCUAGAACAAGAAUGCUGGGAGAUCGAUUAGCCUCUGAGAAUACUAGCCUAAAUCGUGAUUUAAGAAAACGUAAUUAUUCCACUGGAGACCCUAGAAAUCCAUUAAUAUCAUCUGAUAAUAGUAUUUUAGAUAUCUCUGAUUCACAUCAGACCAUAGUUUAA
Messenger RNA from Trichoplax adhaerens, 3456 nucleotides. RefSeq lists its product as uncharacterized. The record is from RefSeq and is a predicted model, not a curated record. The transcript has 34 exons. NCBI's taxonomy places the organism in Eukaryota, Metazoa, Placozoa, Uniplacotomia, Trichoplacea, Trichoplacidae. Gene Ontology annotation, molecular function: ATPase-coupled intramembrane lipid carrier activity; magnesium ion binding; ATP binding. The coding region runs from base 1 to 3456 and encodes 1151 amino acids. Gene Ontology annotation, cellular component: trans-Golgi network; endoplasmic reticulum; plasma membrane. Gene Ontology annotation, biological process: phospholipid translocation.